This is a messenger RNA of Esox lucius (northern pike), 1353 nucleotides long. RefSeq names its product PIH1 domain containing 2 (gene pih1d2). The transcript is spliced from 6 exons. Bases 96 to 1085 code for a protein of 329 amino acids. The record is from RefSeq and is a predicted model, not a curated record. Gene Ontology annotation, cellular component: R2TP complex; cytoplasm; ribonucleoprotein complex. Gene Ontology annotation, biological process: rRNA processing; box C/D snoRNP assembly. NCBI's taxonomy places the organism in Eukaryota, Metazoa, Chordata, Actinopteri, Esociformes, Esocidae.
CAACAUUUAGCAGUACAGUAACGUUAGAACAAGGUUCACUAGAACUCGAAGCGAACAGAUUUACUGCUUAGGUAAAAUACAUAUUUUUCAGAGUUAUGUCUUCCCUGGGGUGUCAAGUUAACAUUGCUGCAAAGGACAUUUUGCAGCCGGUCAACCAGUUCUGGUCCAUGUUGGACGACCUGUCUCAGAAUGACCCUCAAAGCUACCAGAUGUUCAUGAAGAAACAGAUGAAGCAGGGAGCUGAUUAUUUUUCACCACCUCAGCCAGACUGCUGCAUAUGCACCGAUCUACUGGAGCCAAAGAAAGGGUUGCUGUACAUCAAUGUGUGUGGCUGGAACUGCGUCCCUGCUCCUGUGAAUGAGAACAAGCCUGUCCCUGUUUUAGGAGGGCGACUGGAAACAGACACUAAUGAAGGAGGAGACAGUUACAGUGUAGUGGAUGUGGCUUUUAGCCCUGCGCUACUGCAGCAGGCACAGAGAGACAGGAUGGAGAAAGACCAGAUCCACUUGUUAGCCAUGCGCUUCAUCCAGCAGCAGCAUGGUGUGUGUCUGUCCCAUCGGUACACCGUCAGCAGCUGGAAGCUGAAGGGCAGCCUGGAGGACAUGCAUCGUCGUCUGGCAUCUCUGAAACAGCAAUACCCUACCACCAACACAGUCUCCCAGACCCCAGCUUCCCUCCUGCAGCAGAUCGCCUCGCUGCAUAAAGAAGACAGUGAUGACAGCACACCUGUGACUUUCUCUACACCUGACAAGCAUACCUCUGGGCCAGUGGAGCAAAGCAAGAAGAACCUGAUCCAGGUGAUCUCCAGCACUGUUACAUCCCAGCCCCAAAGACCGCAGCACCAGCUUAUUGUCAACUCUGAUGCCAGUGGCCACUCUCGGAGCCUAGAGCUGUCUGUGGAUUUACCAAAGGUUCAGUCCAUUGCAGAAUGCCAUCUCAGCAUUUCCCAGGAUGAUGUAUUACUAGAAGUGCUGGAUUUGUACCAUCUACACCUGGUGUUGCCUGAGGCUGUAAAUGAGGAAUCUGCCUCUGCUACGUUCAACAAGAAGAAACAGACAUUACGUUUGCAUGUGUCUAUACUCUAGUGUCAGUACUGACAAGAUAAAAAAAUACUCUGAGCUUAGUCGAAAAGGAACUUGAAGCGUCCAUUUUUCAAGGUUACAGUAACUUCAACUUAAUUGCUAUUUUUCCCUGAAUACUGAACGUGGGUUUUUUAGCUCUGUUAUGUUAAGUUACUGAAAACACACAGAAUAUUAAUUACAAGACAAAUGGGGAAAAUGUGGUUUUAUUGUCAUUCUGAAGAGAUAAUUCCAUCUGAUUUAAUUCACUUUUUUCUGAUUUUAUGUUGGGACC